Molecule: messenger RNA, 1611 nt
Organism: Arvicanthis niloticus (Nile rat)
Lineage: Eukaryota; Metazoa; Chordata; Mammalia; Rodentia; Muridae
Source: RefSeq, a predicted model, not a curated record
GGGGCGGGAGCCCAAAGCGUGUGGAAGAUGGCGGAGGGUGGCCGAGCGGAGCCGGAGGAGCAGGAGCGGGGGUCCUCGAGGCCGCGGCCCCCGAGUGCGCGGGACUUACAGUUGGCCUUGGCAGAAUUAUGUGAAGAUGAAAUGAAAUGCAAAUCUUCCAAGCCUGACAGAUCUGCAGCUACAGUCCUUAAGAGCCCACGAACACCGCCACAUCGGCUUCAUUCAGGUGAUCAGGAAUAUGGUGGAUUACAUAUAGUCCAACCUCCAACUGGGAAAAUUGUGAAUGAACUUUUCAAAGAGGCAAGGGAACAUGGGGCUGUCCCUCUAAACGAAGCCACAAGAUCUUCAAGCGAAGACAAAACUAAGUCAUUCACAGGUGGAGGAUACAGAUUGGGCAAUUCCUUCUACAAGCGAUCAGAGUAUAUCUAUGGAGAAAAUCAGCUGCAAGAUGUUCAGAUUUUACUGAAGCUGUGGAGCAAUGGUUUCAGUUUAGAUGAUGGAGAAUUGAGACCUUACAAUGAUCCAACAAAUGCUCAGUUUUUGGAAUCUGUUAAGAGAGGAGAGAUUCCCCUGGAGCUUCAGCGUCUGGUCCAUGGCAGCCAAGUGAACCUGGAUAUGGAGGAUCAUCAAGACCAAGAAUACAUAAAACCCAGAUUGCGAUUCAAGGCCUUCAGUGGAGAAGGGCAAAAACUUGGAAGCCUUACACCUGAAAUCGUCAGUACUCCCUCCUCCCCAGAAGAAGAGGACAAAUCAAUACUGAAUGCUGCUGUUCUUAUUGAUGAUUCAAUGCCCACCACAAAAAUUCAGAUCAGGUUGGCAGAUGGAAGUCGUCUCAUACAGAGAUUUAACAGCACUCACCGGAUUCUGGAUGUACGAGACUUUAUAGUACAGUCACGUCCUGAGUUUGCAACUACUGACUUUAUUCUUGUGACUUCAUUUCCAAGUAAAGAGCUAACAGAUGAAAGCGUGACACUACAAGAAGCGGAUAUUCUUAACACUGUGAUACUUCAACAGCUGAAAUAGGAUUGCUUCCACCUGUGUAGUCACAAAUAGGAGUAGGUAAUGUUGUAUAUAUUACAAAAAAUACUUCCAGCAGCAAACAACCAAGUUAUUUUUUCUAUUCAGAUAAAUUCUUGUUUUGCUGCUCUUCUGUCUUUCAGUCUUUGUCUAGAUAACUUUAGAUCUUUAGUAGAUCUUGAUGUUUGAAUUUUUAGUUGUAGGACUGGCUUAUAUUGAUAGCUUGUAAAUGUUUAGACCAAUCAACUUAUUACAUGUUCAGUGCUAAUGUAAUAACAUUUUCAGAUGAAAUGAAAAGAACCCCUUUUUGGUAAAUGCAUUUGAUAAAAUUUGAACUCAAGUUUCUUAAUGUAGCAGUGACCAGUAGCCAGAAAGGAUCCUUUUUUGUAACAUAUGCCAUAGUGUCUCCUGUGAGUCCAAGGUUCUUUGUUCAUACAAUUAAGAUUUUGCCUAUUCUUUUUGCAUACUGUUUAAACUAUGUUAGCACCACAAAAUAUAUCUUAACCUUGUGUUUUAUAGAAUUACAACUGUCAUAAACUAAAUUUUAAUAGAAAAGUCAUCAGCUCUUGACACGUGAUAAACAGCACUUUAAAA